Beta vulgaris subsp. vulgaris (sugar beet) is the source of this 2677-nucleotide messenger RNA. Its product is annotated as pentatricopeptide repeat-containing protein At1g03540. The record is from RefSeq and is a predicted model, not a curated record. Gene Ontology annotation, biological process: RNA modification. Gene Ontology annotation, molecular function: protein binding; RNA binding. The transcript has a single exon. NCBI's taxonomy places the organism in Eukaryota, Viridiplantae, Streptophyta, Magnoliopsida, Caryophyllales, Amaranthaceae. Bases 479 to 2374 code for a protein of 631 amino acids.
CUUUGGUAAAGAAGGAAAAUAAAGGAAAAAUUAGAGAAUUAAGAAUAAACUUGAAAAGUUUCCAUUUUGUUUUUUGGGAUUGUAAAAUGCCAAGAGUUAUUAAUGGAAUACGGAAGAGAAGAUCAAAAGAAUAAAAAAUGAAUACUAAUGGGUUAGAGAGAAAGAGAAAGAGAAAGAUAAAUGAACCAUUAGUAAAAAUUAGAUAAACUAGAAAAUGGAUCACAGAAAACGGGGGCCUUGCGAGCACGAGGCCUAUGCUAUGGGUCUGUUUGCACAGGCUCAUAGCUGGAUGAAUGGAUGUACUUUUUAAAAGAUCGCAGGUAUAUGGUGAAUUUGAAAACUUGCGAGAAUAUAUGGCGUAAAAAGAUUGUUAUAUGGUGAAAAACUGAUAAAAUUAACAUCAACAUAGAAGAACAUAAGAACCCAUCAAAUCUUUUCAAGACAUCCCCCAACCUUCUAUGUCCCUGGUAAUGGUUCCAUGAAAUUGUUCAUCAAACGUAAUUUCACCUCUCUCAUCCCUUUCUCUCCAGGACCCCAACAUAAACCUCAAUCCUCCCAUAUAACUAAAUUCCUCGCCUUAUGCAAAUCAGGCUCAUAUUUCGAAGCUCUUAAACUCCUAAAAACUAGUAUUAACUCAACUGCAAUCAGCUCAGAUGUAAAACCUUUAGUUUAUGCAUCUCUCCUACAAACAGCUACAAAAGUUCAGUGCUUUGACAAUGGCUUACAACUUCAUUCUUACAUCAUAAAAUCUGGUCUUAUUGCAAAUAGUCUUGUUGGUAAUAGCUUAUUAUCUUUGUAUUUCAAGUUGGGCGGAAAAUUAAUCAAUUCAACAAAAUUAUUCAAUGAAUUGUGUAUGAAAGAUGUGAUUUCUUGGACUUCAAUGAUUUCAGGGUAUGUAAAAGUGAAACCUGAAAAAUCGUUGGAUUAUUUUUGGGCUAUGUUGGAUGCUGGUAUUGAGGCUAAUGCUUUUACUCUAUCUGCUGGAGUUAAGGCUUGUUCUGAAAUUGGGGAUGUGAAACUUGGUAAAUGCUUUCAUGGGGUUGUUUUGAGAGGUGGGUUUGAGUUGAAUCAUGUGAUUGCGAGCGCGUUGAUGGAUAUGUAUGGGAAGAACGGCUGGUUGAAAUUUGCUUGCAAUGUGUUUGAUGGAUUGCCUGUACCAGAUUCUAUUUGCUGGUCUUCGAUCAUAUCAGUUUUGACAAAGAAUGAUUUUUAUGAGGAAGCGUUGGCGUACUUCUAUGUUAUGCAAAGGGAAUGUAGGCUCGUGCCUGAUGAAUUUACGUAUGGGACAGUUUUGACAGCUUGUGGGAAUUUGGAGAGAUUGAAGCAAGGGAGAGAAGUACAUGCCAGAGUCAUCGUAGCAGGGCUCUGUGGAAAUGUGGUGGCAGAGAGUAGCUUGGUUGACAUGUAUGGAAAGUGUGGGCAAAUUGGGGACUCUCGACGCGUUUUCAAUAGAAUGAGAAAAAGGAAUGCAGUGUCGUGGUGUGCAUUGUUAAAUGGCUACUGUCAAAAUGGGUUCUUUGAGUCUGUUGUUGAGCUUUUCAGGAUGAUGGAGAGUCCUGAUCUUUACAGUUUUGGAACCAUUAUUCGGGCUUGUGCAGGUUUGGCUGCCGUAAGACAGGGGAAAGAGGUUCAUUGUCAGUAUAUGAGAAAGGGUGGGAGGGGACAUGUAAUUGUUGAAUCUGCUUUAGUUGAUCUCUAUGCAAAAUGUGGAUGCAUUGCUUAUGCACAUAGAUUGUUUAUGCAGAUGCCUAAAAGAAAUUUGAUAUCUUGGAAUUCAAUGAUAUGUGGAUUUGCUCAGAAUGGUAGAGGUCUUGAAGCAAUCGAAUUGUUUAAUACGAUGGUUAAAGAGGGUGUUCAACCUGAUUACAUUAGCUUUCUUGGUGUCAUUUUUGCUUGUAGUCAUGCUGGCUUGGUUGAUCAAGGACGAGAAAAUUUUAUCUCUAUGACUAAAGAAUAUGGAAUCAAACCCGGAACUGAGCAUUAUAAUUGCUUGGUGGAUCUUUUAGGCCGAGCUGGGUUGAUAGACGAAGCUGAAAAGUUGAUAGAGAGAGCUGAGUGCAAAGACACUCUUGCACUAUGGCUUACCCUUCUUGGUGCUUGUGCUACAAGCAGAAAUUCUGCUGCUGUGGAGCACAUUGCACUGAAAAUGAUGGAAUUGGAACCUAAAAACCAUCUAAGUUAUGUGCACCUUAUCAAUGUUUACAAAUGUGACGGUCGUUGGAACGAUGUAAUGAAGAUAAGGAAAUUAAUGAAAGAAAGAGGAGCACAAAAGUUAUUGCCCGGCAAGAGUUGGGUUGAAAAUGCAUUUGGGUUAGUUCAGAUGGAUGAUAGUAAUAUGGUUUGUCACAAAAAUUUACAAUCUGUAAAAGAUUGACCGUGGAAAUGUCGAAAUGAUGUUUUGAUUUGUCCCAUUGACGAAAACAAAAUUGCCCUGACUUAAUUGUGUACCAUAAUUUGACAUAUUUGUGAAAGAUCGUUCAUAAAUUUGAUCAAUAAAAUAAGUGCGAUUCAAUUAUUUGUUGAAGUAUUCUUCUUGCCAGAUAACACAAACAUGUCGUUGGAUCUCGACCUUUCUGGCAGAACUGUUACAUAAAUCCGCAUUAGAUUGAUGUAACGACGUCCCUCUGCAUAGGAUUUAUGACUUGUAAUAUACUUUGUUGUUUUAGGAAAAAUUGUG